GUGACUUAUCUUGACGCGGUACGUUUGAAGUUUGCGUUACGAUAACUCUAUCAAAUAUAUAUUCAUUGUAUAUCGUUGAGUCCUAGUUUAUAACUCAUACAUAGCUUUAGAAUUCAUACUUUAAUCAAUAUGGGUCGAUUGUCAAAUAAACGAGCACGGAAAAGCCCUAACUCUUCAGAUAUUAACAAUUCUGUUAUUUCCUAUUCUUCUUGCUCCACUACUCCUUUUGUAUCUGAUAAUGUUGGGACUGGUCUUACACCACACGUGCUGCCGGAUGACUCUGUUUCUAAUUUAGUAAUGAGUUCCACCUCAAGAUAAAAAAGGAUCGAUGAUAUGAAGAGUGAAUUAAACACUCUGUUUAAGCAACUAAGCGACAUGCGUUCUAAAUUCGCGUCACUUUCUAGCUCUUUAUCAAAGCAUGAUGAUCUUAAGCAAGAACUAAAGACACUAUCACCCUUAAAACUGCUUUUGUCAAAAGACAUCGUUCCUGCGGAACUUGAUGACAUCAUAAAAGCAGAAUCUGUUAUCGAUUUUAUCGCUAGUGAAGUUACCAAGCGAAUAGUCUCUCGUAAUAACGUGAUUGUCUAUAAUAUACCUGACAAAGUCCCCAUUAAAACUGUAAGAAAUUCGAUAUUAAAACCAUCUAACCUCCAAGACAGUCCAUGCCAAUGCAUCCGACUUACUAAGAAGCACCAGAAAUACUCGUGCCCGGUCUUGUUCAGGUUUGAUUCUCAUAUAUUAGCUGGACAGUUAAAAGAAUCUGAGCGGCUGAUAUGCGCGCUUACGAAGUUUAGAAACGCUCGCAUAGUCUCAGAUAAGACCACCAAUCAAAGACUUACGCAAAAACGUACCGUGAACGAAAAUAAAGAUGUUGAGAUCAUAAAAAAUCACGAUGCAUCAGCUGCUGGAUCCACUGAUACUGAUACCCUAUCUCAUGUUCUCCAGUACUCUGAUCUGCCAACGAAGAGUGCUAACUUACCUAUUAUGCCUGUAGUGACAUCUGAUAACCAAUGUACAUCUACUGAUUACACUAAUCCGAUAGUAUCCAAUUUACCAUUAGAAGCCCAUAAGCAAAUACCUAGUCCUGAUGCGACGGCUCUUAAAAACACUGUCAAGAUUAAAAAGUCUAUGCCACGUAAGAAGAAUGUUUGUACAGAACCUUGGGGUUCUAGACCCAAUAAUAAAAGUAUUACGAUGGCCCUACUAAAUACAAAUAAGACUAUACUUCCCGACACCAUGCUUUACCCAACGUAUCGUAAGGGAGGAUAUAAGGUCAAACCUGGUUCAAAUGUCUCACAAGACGGCCACUUCAAUCAUUAUGUAAGUAGGCCUAAUACUGGACAGACCACAGUAAACCAACGAGCCUCACGAGUACCCUCAAACGUUUUAAAUGAUAAACCUGUGAGACGUAACCUCUCUCAACACUUUCCCAUUAGGCAAGAUGGAUUACUAGGUUACCCAACAUCAAACGUUUUAAAUAAUAUACCAGUAACACGUAACUUUUCUCAACACUUUCCCAUUGGGCAAGAUGGAUUACUGGGUUACUCACCAUCAACCCAACCUUGUCUUAACUGUCCGCCUAGUCAAGUUCAACAAAUUAAUCCGCUUUAUCAAAAUAAUGAUUUUUUUUGGCCUUCAGAAAUCCCUGGUCCCACUAGCACUACAGUUUGCUCAAGCGAUCGCCCAUGUGAUCAGUCAAACAUAAUCAACCACAGUCUAUGCAAAUCCAAAAUACACGACAUCAAUAGGGAAGCUCUCAGUUUUUUUACACUCCAUACGCCCUUUCUAAAUCUAUUACUUAUCAAUGCACGUUCACUUCUGAACAAAAUUUCAGCCUUGAGAACAUUAGCCUUUCUAUCCAAGCCUUCUUUCAUACUUAUCACUGAAACAUGGUGCUCUCAUGCAGUAUCUGAUUCAGAAUUAAAUAUCCAAAACUAUAGACUCUAUCGCUGUGACAGAGAAACUAAGCGAGGAGGUGGUUGUAUUAUACAUGCUUUGGAUAUCCUAACAACUAAUAGAGUUGAAGAUAGUGUCCUGAAUAGUUUACCAGAAUCAGUCUGGAUAUCUGUCAACACCCUGAAUCAUAGUCUACUCCUUGGAUGUAUAUACAGAGCUCCUGAGAGCUCAAAUAAUGGGAAUAAUCUUAUUAUCAAUGCAUUCAUACAUGCAUCUGCUCUUAACUUUAAUGCUAAGGUUAUCACUGGGGAUUUCAAUUAUCCUGGGAUUAACUGGAGUACCGGUAGCUGUCAGUCAUGUAAUGAGGAGUUCUCGACAACCAUUAACAUGCACUGUUGGUCACAGUGGGUUCGUACCCCAACUAGAGGUGAUAGUAUACUCGAUCUAAUAUUUAGUAGAGAUAUUAUCCCACUGUCUGUAAAAGUAUACGAUGAAUUUGAAAGCAGUGGCCAUAAGACAGUAGUAUGGGCUCUCCCUAUAUUUCCCUCUUCUAACCGACCCAUUCAAAAAACCUGUCAAUAUAGAGACUUUAAGCAUGCCGACUGGGACCUCCUGCAUUCACUGAUUAAACUUUCAGACUGGGAUAACUUUUUUUCAUGUACUAAUCUCAUAGAUGCUAUCGACGAAUUCUAUUUGAUCGUUAACUCUUGUUUAGAUUCUUGUGUACCUCUUAAAACGUACAGAUUUAUUAAACCUUACGAAUUAUAUAUACCAGCUAAAUAUCGUAAUAAUCUAAGACGCCUACAGAAUCGUCAUUUCAAGUCAAACGACUUCACGGCAGCUGCGCAAAUAACAAUAAUUUUUAAUCAAAUUAAAGAGACACAUAGGUUAAAAGCCAUUAAUGAGGAGUUACUAGCACUUAAUAGUAACUCAAAAGUACAAAACCAAACUCUACUUCUCAAUAAACGCGCUAAAGUAACUCAAAAUAUUGAUAUACCAUGCAUCCAGCAUAAUAACACUUUUAUAUACGACUCUAAAACUAUGGCAGACCUUUUCAGUGGUACUUUUGCGAAUGAUGUAGGAACCACAAGUGGCUCUGCUUCAAGAGUUACGUGCGUGACCAGCAACUCCAUAAAAUCUAUCUCCUUCACAUGUAAGAAAAUUAAUAUGGCUAUAAAUGCCCUUAAGCUUUCGCGCGGUCAUGGAGCAGACGGGAUUCCAUCCUUUCUCUACAAAUACGGUGGUCCAGAUAUUCCACUUCUUCUUCUAAAGCUGUUUACUCUCUCUAUGGAAACUGGUUCUUACGCUUACUGUUGGAAAACCGCGUACAUCAUACCACGUUAUAAAUCUGGAGAUAAGACUGACAUGAACAAUUAUCGGCCAAUAAAUAUUACUCCAGUAAUCUCUAGGAUUAUGGAGAAAAUUGUAAGUGAUGAACUUUCCAACUAUUUACUCGCUGGAAACUUUAUCAAUGAUACUCAACAUGGAUUUCUCAAAAAUCGAUCUUGCAUGACAUGUCAUUUUGACUUCUUUAAUUUAGUCUAUUCUCUACGUAGCCAAGGAUAUCUAGUCUUAGUGCUAUAUCUGGACAUUUCUAAGGCCUUUGACAUGGUUAACCACCAACUUCUUAUAGGCAAACUUGCAUCUUAUGGGGUUCAAAAUCCUUUGCUAGAUUGGAUUGAUUCAUUUCUCAGCAAUCGACAUCAAAUAGUUAAAAUUAACUCUUCAUUGUCUAACGCUGUUCCCGUUAGAAGUGGUGUAACACAAGGUAGUGUCUUAGGCCCUUUGCUCUUUUUAGUGUUUAUCAAUGACAUUUGUGAAAAUUUUUGUGUAGGUAAGCCCCUUCUAUAUGCAGAUGAUCUUAAACUAGUAUAUUCAUUUUCUCCACAUGAGCUGGAAAAUAUGCAAACUUGCAUUAACUUGGAGCUUAACAAGGUAGCACAGUGGUGCUUAAAAUGGCAACUGGAACUUAAUACGGCUAAAUGUGGAUGGAUAUGCUUCGGCGAUACAUCACUUAACCUAGACCUUACCAUAAAUGGAGAAAUGUUAUCUAGGUUACAUACAGUAGUAGACUUAGGACUUAGAUACUCCCAAGACUUAUCGCUUACAGAACAGAUAUCGAAACAGACCUCCAAGUCACAACGACUAGUAGGUUACAUAAUUCGAAACCUUCAUAACAAUGAAUCACGAAUUUUAGUGUACAAAGUUUGUGUUCGACCUCUUCUAGAAUAUUGCACGUUUAUUCUUAGCAGUGCGCGCAUAGAGGAUAAAUUAAGGCUGGAAUCAGUACAGAGACGAUUUACACUUCGUAUUCUUGGAGCUGAUUGUACCUUAACUUAUAAUUCUAGAUGUAAAAAACUAGAGCUAGACCCUUUAUGGAAGAGGAGACUCAAACUAAAUCUUUUUUUUUUUCUUCAAACUACUUAAUAAAUUAUCCUUUACAUCCAAUCAUGUAAUUCAAUAUGCAGAAACUCCUCAUUAUGAAACCCGUAAUUCCUUGGCACUUGUGAAACAAACUUAUUCUAAAUCAUCUCUUUAUAUGAAUUACUUUGCCUGUAAAUUUUCUAGACUCUGGAAUAACCUACCAGAACAUAUCCGUACGAUAAAAUCACUCCCAUUAUUUGUACGUUGCAUCGAUGCAUACUGCUCCUCCGAAAAUGCAUUGAAUGCCCUAGCACCUGCAAGUGUAUCUCACUCCACAAGUAUUAUUAUAGGAACUUUAAAUGUUUAGGCAUUUUUAUUAGUGCAUUCUCUGGAUAAAACCACCAACUUGCUAUCAUUUUAUGUUAAUAACGUCCCCAGCUAGUUUAACUAAUUUGAAUAUCAUCAACAGUAUAUCACUGUGUCACAUGACAUACGCAUUUUGAUAGAUCUGAUUGACAUAUUUCGGUAAUUACUUCUUUGUUGUUCCGUGCUCUCUGUUUUCGUUUUAAUUUCUCUAGUUGUAGAUUAUUAUCAUUAAAUCGAUCUGGCACACGAAAUGACCUUAAUUACACCGUUCAUAAAUCAACAGGCUGUCCAGUUAGGAAUAUUACAUGUUCCCGGCUGAUGCAUUGGAUCGCUGUAAUACCUAAACAAUUAUUGAACUAGUAAACUUAAAACUCAUAUCACAUGUUUGUUCUGUACAUAUUAUUUAUAUCAAAUUGAUCAUGCCUGUAAACUGGCGUGAAUUCUGUAAAUAUCAAUUUUUCAGAAUAUAAAAUUAUUAUUAUUAUUAUUAUCGAUCGAAUCAAUGACUCGUAAAACCCGUACUCGGUUUAUAUACCAAACAAG
This is a messenger RNA of Schistosoma spindalis, 5169 nucleotides long. The record is from the annotation of a GenBank genome assembly. NCBI's taxonomy places the organism in Eukaryota, Metazoa, Platyhelminthes, Trematoda, Strigeidida, Schistosomatidae.